Messenger RNA from Schistosoma spindalis, 1088 nucleotides. The record is from the annotation of a GenBank genome assembly. NCBI's taxonomy places the organism in Eukaryota, Metazoa, Platyhelminthes, Trematoda, Strigeidida, Schistosomatidae.
AUGACUAUUGGGGUUAUGGAAGAGCGUAAUCAGGACGCCACAAUUUAUGUUGGUGGACUAGAUGAAAAAGUUAACGAAUCGAUCCUUUGGGAACUUUUUCUACAGGCGGGACCUGUAGUCAACGUUCACAUGCCUAAAGACCGAAUAAACAUGCAGCAUCAGGGUUACGGAUUUGUAGAGUUUAUGACGGAAGAAGAUGCCGACUAUGCUAUGCGUAUUAUGAAUAUGAUUAAAUUGUAUGGAAAGCCUAUCCGCGUAAAUAAAGCAUCAGCGAAUCAGAAAAAUCUUGAUAUAGGUGCUAAUAUUUUCAUUGGCAACUUAGAUCCUGAGGUAGAUGAAAAGCUACUGUACGAUACUUUCAGUGCAUUUGGUGUUAUACUGCAAACUCCGAAAAUUAUGCGUGACCCUGAAACAGGGAAUUCUAAAGGGUACGCAUUUAUCAAUUUUGCAAGUUUUGAAGCUAGCGAUGCAGCAAUUGAAGCGAUGAAUGGACAGUAUCUUUGUAAUCGAGCCAUCACUAUCUCAUAUGCAUUCAAAAAAGACAGUAAAGGUGAACGACAUGGCUCAGCUGCUGAACGUUUGUUAGCUGCCCAAAGUCCUCUUUCUCAAGCCGAGCGCCCUCAUCAGCUGUUUGCAGAUGCUCCACCUCCUCCUCCCCCUCCGCCUCCACCCGCUCUGCUUGCAGGUACUAUGGCCCAUUCAGUUCCAACCAUGACAUCUAUCACCAUACCUGCUGGAUCUCUAGUCAUGCCGCCGCCUCCACCUCCGCCAAUUCAAACUGCCUUGGUGGGAUUCGGGCAGUCUAUGGUUCAUGGUGCCAUGCCACCUCCUCCCCCGCCUCCUCCACCACCUGUUUUGCCGAUCCCUGUUGCUUCCGCCGCUCCGACGUCCUUCCCACCUCCACCACCACCGCCUCCUUCGGCUAACUUUUCUGCCCCUCCACCACCACCGUUUCAAGGAUUUCCACUCCAAGCCCCAGACCAGCAGUGGCAAACGACAGGAUCUACAGCUCCUGGACCUGCACAAGUUGCAUAACAAUAACAGUGUUUCUGAUGUUUCCCGUUACCUCUAUAAUAUAUAGUGUAAAA